UGAGGGUUAUUUGUUUACAACCCUUUAAAAAUGUAAAAACCAAUCUUUGCUCACAGGCCAUGCAAAAACAGGCUGGAUGUAGCCUGCAGCUAUAGUUAGCUGGCUCUGUUUUAAAUGAACUAUUCUGUUUUGUAGUGUCCUUCCGUAUUUGCGUUGAGACCCAAGAUGACAAGUUUCAUUGGCUCUAUCUAUGUUGACUCAUCAUAGACGGACUUAUAAUCAAGAUCAUUUCGUCACUCGGUUUCCUAGUCACCUUUUUAUAUUUUCUCUUUGCCCUGGGGCUAGAAGUCUCUGUUAAGCAUAGCCAUCAGUUGACAUAGAAAUGGCAGUGCCAGACGUCAACAUUCUACUUUGAGUUAGAUGCUGAAUGGGGGAGAGAAGUUGGACUGGAUUGGGAUAAAGUCCAUGGUUGACACAGACCACAGAUAACUCCUAUGAAAUGAGGCCCAAACCUCGAGCAAGGCACCCACGGCCCUUGUAUCUACUCUUCUCCUGAUACCUCUUCAUGUAUACCCUGUGUCCUUGCCAUUCAAGUAACUUGCAGAGCCCUGGGUGGGCCGCACUCUCUCUCACCAGUGGUGGGGUUGUUCCACACAAAGUUUAAAUAUCUGUCUCUUCCCUGGAGCCCUUCCUCAUUUAUUGGACAGAGAUGCCGGCACCUCCAUCUCUAUGUUUGCACAGGAGUUUAUAAAUGAAGCAUUUAGAGGUCUAGAGAAAUGUGGUGAUUCCCCAUUGGCAAAUAUUACCUUUCAAAAGUGGGGAACAGUUGUAUUCUUCUUUGUAUAAUAACUUCAUCUUGCCUUACAUCUCUAAACCAGCCAGAGAAUCAAGCACAAAACAAUUCCAGGGCCUUGGAUGCGAUACACAGUGUAGCAGAGUACAUACGUGUAUGGGCUUUGAAGUCAGGCUGAGCUGAGCUCUAGUUCUUUGCUUUCCCACUUACCUGCUGCAAGUUCCCCAUCUGUAAAGUAGGGAGUAAGAAUGACCUUUCAAUUGUUAGGAAUAAAUGGGAUUUCCCUCUGUAAAGCAUUUAGUUCAGAGUCUGACAUGUAGUAAUUGCUCGAUAAAUGGUAACUUUUAUUAAUUCUAGAGCAUUUAUUGAGAACCUACUAUGCCUAGGAUAAUUCCUGACCAAUACAAGAGAGACAGUCUCCAUGGAGAUGUGAUCGGUAAGGUGGUGGAGACUCAGAGUGAUGGAUGGGCUCCCUUUGAUUGGUGGUCCAGGAAGCCUCUAGGAGGAGGAGGUGGCAACAUUUAAACUGAGACCUUAAUGAUAUUGAUGAGUUCCUGUUUUAUCAGAUCUAAGAUAUCUUUGAAAUAUUUCAAUUUUUAAUGAAAUAUACAGUUUUAAAAUGUUCCACUUUAAAAUGUACCACAAAGAAAGAAAAACUACUGUCAAUAAAAUUGGCACCAUCUACUGUAAGUUGCAUCCAUAAGUUGUGAAAAGUGUGUUCUAGCAUCAGUGAAGUGUGUUCAUUGUAUUUGUGCUCAAUAAAUACCCAUUGAAUAAAUGAGUGUUACUCUUUGAUUGCAUACAACAUUCUGCUACCAGACUGUGAUUGAAUUUCUUCCCUCUGUUUCUUAGCUCUGGGGUGUUGACUUAGACCUGAGAAAAAUAAUAAUAUAGUACAUAAAAGUAUUGCAAGCCAUUUAUGAUCUAAUGUAUUUUUAAAAAUAGUUUAAAACAUUCACUUUGGUGAAACCUUCACUUUGAUUGCCAAAGUGUGUCAGGGAAUCCUGUUUACGUAAAAUUGGCCUACACAUAACUUGUGUAGGAGUGCAGUUGAGCAGCUCUUGCAGCCGGAUAAUUCCUUUUGGCAGCUGUCUGCAGAGAUGUGUGAAACCUUAAUGCACAUAAAUGCCAUCUGAAGGGCAACAAAGGCAUUAGCUCCAGCCUUCCUUCUGUUUUAUAGAUUUAAUUUAACAUAAAUACUCCUUCUCUCCUCCCUAUCCCACGAGCUGAGGUCCCUCUGACCCAGUAGGUCCUUUGGAACAGUGAAAUGGAGGAGGCUCCAUUUAGAUCCAACCCCUUCCCAGCUCUGGCAAGCCUCCAGCUUUUCACACUCCAAGCUGGGUUCUCUUCCAAUAUUUCCCCAUCCUCCUCCCUGUUUAGAGAGUAAAAUACUGCUGAAGUCUUUGCUUUUUCUGACCACCCUCUAAACUCUGAAUCCUAGUCAAGACCUGUUUUCUGCGCUCACUUUAGAGCCUGUUGACCCUCUCUAGCUUUUCUCUUCGUAUCCAAGUUCCCUUUAACUCCUCAGUUUCUGGAUGAUUCAGUGGAAGUCUUGACAAAACUUGGCUAUUUCUGGCUGUAAUCAAGUAUGCAUUCAUGCUGUUUUGAUUUUCAAUUCAACAUGUCACCCAAGCCCCUGGCACUCAGCAGCACUCAGGGGCACGCUGGCUCACAUGGUGAUUGGGUCCUUCUGGAAUCUGUUCCUUUAGGGCAUUCUUCAGCUCCUCCCACCCUCUCCCAACUCUGCCAGGGAAGCCAGAGCAAAGCCCCUUCCUGCACCCUGUCUGACAGGGAGGGUUAGUCAGCACUUGGCCAAGAAAGAAGGAAGCAAAGCGUGGACCCGUUUUCCUUCCUGAGCUACCCCCUUCCCUUCCCUCCAACUUCUCGUGUGAUUAAAGGCCCUUGUGUUUUAAGAAUUCUUCAGAACGGACACCAACUCUGGCUGAAAUUGGAGUCUUUGGAAACAAGUAGAAGCAAAGGAGAAGUCAUUUAUUCAACUCAAAGGAACAUCAUUUCGUCACAAUACUUAGUGAUAUCUGACCUUGAAGCUGAAACAGCAAGGAAAGAAAUGUGAAGAUAAUGAUUUUGUACACAUGGAACCCUCAUGGUCCACAGAACUUAUCUGAAAAUGGAAGCAAAUAUUAUGAAGUUCUGAGAACUGAGCUAUGAUGAGUUCUAUCACAGCAAUGACUUUUGAAAUCCAGAAAGCCCCUGAGGAACAGAAGGAGACUGGUUUUGCCUUAUGAUCUGUCAUGUAUCAGAAUGUGAUACUGUCUAAUACUAUAGUUUAAGACAUUUCUAACUAGGGAGUGAACAGGUAUUUAUUCUUCUUACAGAAAUAAAGAAGAGAAUACAUUUCUGUACUAGCUAAAGUCAUAACAGCUAGCAAUAACUAUUCUAAAAAUCUCCCUGGUUUUGGAUUACUAAUAUAUGCAGAAGAUAUGCUUGGCAAAUGUUCAGAAACUAUAUGCCAUAUCGUUAAUGAGAAAAUUAUUACUCGAUGCUUCAAUAUGCAUAAUACAGACAGCAAUUGAAUCUAAUAUUUUCUUUUAUUUGCUUACCUAUUAUAGUACUAGUUCAAGUUGGUUUCUGGGAUAUUAUGAAAAAAACUGUGCAUGGAAAAGAUAAGUUUGUUUUUCUAAGAUCUGAAUACUCAGUUGAAAUGCGGGAAUAGUGUAGAAAUUGGGCAGUCUCUAUGUUAUUUGGAAGUUACUUGAAAACGCCUUCUAAAAUGGGGAUAAGAUGAUACAGUAAAGACGUUAUAAGGUUUAACUGCAUAAUAUAUGUAUGACAUCUAGUACAAAGGAAGCCUUUGAUAAAUAGUGGGUAUCUUAUUGUGUUUACUGGUUGUCACACAUAAGUUUUAUUCCGUUACUAGAUGGCUGGAAUAAUAAACCAACAUGAAAAUAACUGGGGAAAACAGUCUAGGUGUUAGAACAAGGGCGUUAAGUUUCCUAAGGCAAAAGUCAAUGGUGAGAGGGGGCAAAGGGAACACAUUUUUGCUUGACUGUAGUAGAGACCCAAUGUUCAUUACACUUGGGAAUUGAGAUUAAAAUUAGUUUGUUCAACACAUGUCCCUUUCUAAGUUCUGGAGAUUCAAUGUUGAACAAAACAGACCAAACCUAGAAUGAAGAGGAAACCCUACAUAAGACAAGUACUUUGAAGAAAAUUACACAGGGAAAUGGGGUGGGGCACUGUAUUUGCUUGGGUGGUCAGAAAGGCCUAUCUGGAGAAGUAACAUUUCAGCCAAGGUUUAAAUCAUAAGGAGUGAUCUUGAGAAGAUUCGAGGGAAGAAUAUGCUAGACUGGGGAAGAGAGUUAAGUAGGGCAGGCCUUAGAGAGAAAUAAGCUCCAUGAGUUCUAGAAAAAGCAAGGCAGCCGGUGUGUGUGUGUGGAGGAGGAGCAGUAAGCAGGAGAUGAGGUGGGAGAAGCAGGCAUGGCUGGGUUAUGCAGGUCUUUAUAACAUCAAAGACCUUUGCCACAGCUUGGCAGUGUGAUGCAAAGCUACGGGAGGAUUUGAAGCAGGGGAGUAACAUAACCUGAUGGAUGCACAAUUACCACUCUGCCUGCUGUGCAGGAAAAGAGCUGUCAUGGAAAGUUCUGGAAGCAGGUAGAGCUGUUGGGAAUCCAUGCAGUGGUACAGAGAAGGAGGAUGGUAGCAGAGGAGGUGGUGAAAAAUGCAUUGGUUCAGAACUGGCAUGUCGGCCAAGACAAGGCAGCCACAGGAGAAAGAACGUGUGGGGCUUGGACAGCGUAGCUACUGUUGCUGGCUCUGCCCCACCUGUUCACGGUCACCGUUUCCCACGUCCAGCAUCCUCGCUCCUUUAGUUCCCCAAGAAAAGUACCCAAAGCGGCUCAUGGCUCCGGGUGAUGCUGUGACGCGAUGCUGGGUGAACUCCCCUCACCACAAGCACCUACGAAGCAGGUACGCCUUCCUUUCAGCUCCCUGGCAUCCUGGGUACCUCUAUUUUAGCUCUUUCCUUCUUUCCUUCUUUCUUUCUUUUUUUCUCUCACUCUGUCACCCAGGCUGGAGUGCAGUGGUGCGAUCUCAGCUCACUGCAACGUCUGCCUCCUGGGUUCGAGCGAUUUUCCUGCCUCAGCCUCCCGAGUAGCUGGGAUUACAGGCACCUGCCAGCAUGCUUGGCUAAUUUUUGUAUUUUUAGUGGAGAUGGGGUUUCACCAUAUUGGCCAGGCUGGUCCCGAACUCCUGACCUUAAGUGAUCCACCUGCUUCGGCCUCCCAAAGUGUUGGGAUUACAGGUGUGAGCCACUGCAUCUGACCUAUUCUAGCACUUUCUAUGUGGUAUUUUUGGUAACCAUUUCGUUGUCCACCUUCCCUCACUAGACUACAAGCUCCUUGAUAGCAAGCAUUGAAAAAAAUAAUUUUUCUUUUUACUAGUUGAAAUUAGCUUUAAGAAAUUUAAGUUUAAAAAAAUCACAAAUUAAUUGAGGAAUAGCAAUUCUGAGUAGGUAGCUAAAUAUUUAAAUAGGAAAGAAGAGGAAGGAAAAAGAAGGAAAAGGAAGGAAAGCAAAGAAAAACCCACUAGAGCAAUCCAACAGAGCCCUGGGUUAACUCUUUAAAAAGGUUUCUUUAGAAAUUGUUUUUGUUUGAAUGAUUUUCUGUAAUGGGAGUCAAGUAACUCCAUUGGUUUAAAGGUUUUAUAGGUCUAUAAUAAAUGUGGGGCUCUAUAAUAUGUAUGUUUCUUCCCUUUCACUGGUUUAUUGUAGAGUUGCAAACUCAACAGGGAUUGUGUUUAUUCUGGAACAGACACAGCUAUCAGAUAAAUUGUAGAGGAAAGGAGUGUGAAUAUCUAUGGAUAUUGCCCUGGCCCUUAAGAAGGUGAAAACUGAUGAGAAGAGUCUGUGGGUGAAGACAUUGAAAAGGUUUCAACUAUAAAAAUGGGCACCAGUUGCGUCUUGAAGUGCCAUCAGCUGUAACCAAAGUUCCAGAUCCCAAGACGACAGCCAGGCGUUCCUGCCCUCAAGAACUGAAGACAAUGGAGCUCUCUGAUAGUGACCGACCCGUCAGCUUCGGUUCCACAUCAUCCUCGGCCUCUUCCCGCGACAGCCAUGGUUCCUUCGGCAGCAGAAUGACCUUAGUUUCAAAUAGCCACAUGGGCUUGUUUAACCAGGAUAAGGAGGUAGGGGCCAUAAAACUGGAGCUGAUUCCUGCCAGGCCGUUUUCCAGCAGCGAGCUGCAGAGGGACAACCCUGCCACGGGGCAACAGAACGCGGAUGAGGGCAGCGAAAGGCCACCCAGAGCGCAGUGGAGAGUGGACUCAAACGGGGCACCCAAGACGACCGCAGACUCGGCCACGAGCCCCAAGCUCCUCUAUGUGGAUAGAGUUGUUCAGGAAAUUCUGGAAACCGAAAGGACUUAUGUACAAGAUUUAAAAAGCAUCGUAGAGGAUUACCUUGACUGCAUCAGGGACCAAACAAAACUUCCCCUGGGGACCGAAGAAAGAUCAGCCCUUUUUGGAAACAUACAGGAUAUCUACCACUUCAAUAGUGAACUUCUGCAAGAUUUGGAAAACUGUGAAAAUGAUCCUGUGGCCAUAGCAGAGUGUUUUGUGUCCAAGAGUGAAGAGUUCCACAUUUAUACCCAGUAUUGCACUAACUAUCCAAGGUCCGUGGCUGUGCUAACAGAGUGUAUGAGGAACAAGAUACUGGCCAAAUUCUUCAGGGAACGUCAGGAAACUCUGAAACACUCACUGCCUCUGGGGUCCUAUCUCUUGAAACCAGUUCAGCGGAUUCUCAAGUAUCAUCUCCUUUUGCAUGAAAUAGAAAACCACCUUGAUAAGGACACAGAAGGCUAUGAUGUGGUGCUUGAUGCUAUAGACACAAUGCAGCGAGUCGCCUGGCAUAUCAAUGACAUGAAGCGGAAACACGAGCACGCGGUCCGGUUACAGGAGAUACAGAGUUUGCUCACUAACUGGAAGGGGCCAGACCUGACCAGCUACGGGGAACUGGUGCUUGAGGGAACCUUCCGCAUCCAGCGAGCCAAGAAUGAGCGGACGCUCUUCCUCUUCGACAAGCUGCUGCUCAUCACGAAGAAGAGAGAUGACACGUUUACAUACAAAGCUCACAUCCUGUGUGGCAACCUCAUGCUUGUGGAGGUGAUUCCAAAAGAGCCGCUCAGCUUCAGCGUCUUCCACUACAAGAAUCCCAAGCUGCAGCACACAGUCCAGGCCAAAUCCCAGCAAGACAAACGCCUCUGGGUUCUGCACCUAAAGAGACUGAUUCUGGAGAACCAUGCAGCCAAGAUUCCAGCUAAGGCCAAGCAAGCAAUCCUUGAAAUGGAUGCCAUUCAUCAUCCAGGCUUCUGUUACAGUCCUGAGGGAGAGACGAAAGCACUGUUUGGCUCUAAAGAAGGUUCUGCUCCAUAUCGGCUGAGAAGAAAAUCUGAACCUUCCUCACGGUCACAUAAAGUUUUGAAGACCAGUGAAACAGCACAAGACAUCCAAAAGGUUUCUAGAGAGGAAGGAUCUCCCCAGCUGUCUUCAGCAAGGCCGUCUCCUGCCCAGAGAAAUAGUCAGCCUAGCAGUUCUACCAUGAUCAGCGUGCUUCGAGCGGGUGGAGCUCUCAGAAACAUCUGGACCGAUCACCAGAUCAGGCAAGCCUUGUUUCCCAGCCGACGGUCCCCGCAGGAGAAUGAGGAUGACGAAGAUGAUUAUCAGAUGUUCGUGCCGUCAUUUUCCUCCUCAGAUCUGAACUCUACCAGACUAUGUGAAGAUAGCACUUCUAGUCGCCCUUGCAGCUGGCAUAUGGGACAGAUGGAGUCCACAGAGACCUCCAGCUCUGGUCACAGGAUUGUCAGGCGGGCCAGCAGUGCUGGGGAGAGCAACACGUGCCCUCCUGAAAUAGGAACUAGUGACAGAACUAGGGAACUGCAGAACGGCCCCAAAACAGAAGGGCAGGAGGAGAUGACUCCCUUUGGGUCAUCCAUAGAGUUGACUAUUGAUGACAUAGACCAUGUCUAUGAUAACAUCAGUUAUGAGGACUUAAAACUAAUGGUUGCUAAGCGGGAAGAAGCUGAAUCCACUCCCUCUAAAUCAGGCAGGGACUCCGUUCGCCCCAAGAGCACCCCAGAGUUAGCCUUCACAAAGAGGCAAGCUGGCCACAGUAAGGGCUCUCUUUACGCACAAACAGAUGGCACCCUCUCAGGUGGAGAGGCAUCCAGCCAAAGCACGCACGAACUCCAAGCGGUUGAGGAGAACAUCUAUGACACCAUAGGGCUCCCAGAUCCUCCGUCGCUGGGUUUUAAGUGCAGCAGCCUAAAGCGUGCAAAGCGGAGCACCUUUUUGGGUCUGGAGGCCGACUUCGUGUGCUGUGACAGCCUGAGGCCAUUUGUUUCCCAAGACAGCCUCCAGUUCAGUGAGGACGAAGCCCCUUACCAUCAGGCCACCCCCGAUCAUGGUUAUCUGAGUUUGCUGUAUGACUCUCCCAGCGGUAACUUGUCUAUGCCUCAUAAGCCUGUAUCUGAUAAACUGUCCGAAGAAGUAGAUGAAAUCUGGAAUGACCUGGAAAAUUACAUCAAGAAAAAUGAAGACAAGGCCAGAGACCGUCUCCUGGCAGCGUUUCCUGUGAGCAAGGAUGAUGUGCCAGACAGGCUGCACGCAGAGAGCACCCCUGAGCUGAGCCGGGACGUGGGGCGCUCUGUGUCCACGCUGUCCCUGCCUGAGAGCCAGGCUCUCCUCACGCCCGUGAAGAGCAGGGCUGGCAGAGCCAGCCGCGCCAACUGCCCCUUUGAGGAAGACCUGAUUUCUAAAGAAGACUCCUUUAUGAGCCUUAACCGGCUUUCUCUGGCUAGUGAAAUGCCCCUCAUGGACAAUCCCUACGACCUGGCCAACAGUGGCCUGUCUCAAACAGACCCAGAAAACCCUGACCUGGGGAUGGAGGCCACAGAUAAGACAAAAAGCAGGGUGUUUAUGAUGGCUCGGCAGUACAGUCAGAAGAUUAAGAAGGCGAAUCAACUUUUAAAAGUGAAAAGUCUGGAGCUGGAGCAGCCGCCGGCCAGUCAGCAUCAGAAAUCCAUGCACAAAGACCUGGCUGCCAUCUUGGAAGAGAAGAAGCAGGGAGGGCCCGCCAUUGGUGCCAGGAUUGCUGAGUAUUCCCAGUUGUAUGACCAGAUUGUAUUCAGAGAGUCUCCCUUGAAAAUUCAGAAGGAUGGCUGGGCCAGCCCUCAAGAAUCCUCCCUCCUGAGGUCUGCGUCACCUUCCCAGGUCCACCAUGGUAGUGAAGACUGGCUUCUGCAUUCAACCUAUAGUAAUGGAGAGUUAGCAGAUUUCUGUCUCCCACCAGAGCAAGACUUGAGGUCAAGAUAUCCCACGUUUGAGAUCAAUACAAAAAGUACUCCCAGGCAAUUGUCCGCAGCUUGCUCUGUGCCUUCUCUUCAAACCUCUGACCCUCUGCCAAGCUCUGUGCAGAGAUGCAGCGUGGUAGUAAGUCAGCCCAACAAAGAGAACUGGUGUCAGGACCAUCUUUACAACUCCUUGGGUCGGAAAGGGAUCAGCGCUAAAUCUCAGCCUUAUCACAGGUCCCAGUCAUCUUCCUCCGUCUUGAUCAACAAAUCAAUGGAUUCCAUCAACUACCCUAGUGAUGUGGGAAAGCAGCAGCUGCUGUCUUUACACAGAAGUUCAAGGUGUGAGAGUCACCAGGACUUGCUGCCAGAUAUUGCUGACUCGCAUCAACAGGGCACUGAAAAACUCUCAGAUCUCACACUCCAAGACUCACAGAAAGUUGUGGUGGUCAAUAGAAAUUUACCCUUAAAUGCCCAAAUUGCAACACAGAAUUAUUUUUCCAAUUUCAAAGAGACUGAUGGAGAUGAAGAUGACUAUGUGGAAAUCAAGUCAGAAGAAGAUGAGUCAGAGUUGGAGCUAUCUCACAAUCGUAGAAGGAAAUCUGACUCAAAGUUUGUGGAUGCUGACUUUUCUGAUAAUGUCUGCAGCGGCAACACAUCGCAUUCUUUGAAUAGUCCGCGCACUCCAAAAAAGCCGGUUAACAGCAAACUUGGCCUUUCACCAUAUCUGACACCAUAUAAUGAUUCUGACAAACUGAAUGACUAUCUUUGGAGGGGGCCAUCUCCCAAUCAACAAAAUAUUGUCCAGUCUCUAAGGGAAAAAUUUCAGUGUCUCAGUUCAAGCAGCUUUGCUUAAGGUUCUUCAUAAUAACUGCUUGAAUCAACUUCUUAUUUUGCUCAUAAAACGUUACAGAUACUGAUGAGGUGUUUUAUGUAUACCAGAUUAAAACAAUUUUGUAAGAACCAGAGGUGUAAAAUAUACUUUCUUUUACAGCACAACUUUUUGAAAUGGCUGACGAUGCAGCCCGGAUUGUACUGUAGCACAUGUUGGCAUCAACAGUAUAUUUUCUCAUGCUGAGUGUCUUCAUGUUUCAUGUAAGUCAAUCUUACUUGAAAGUUUUUAGACUUUUAACACGAUGGCCAUAACCUGACAAUAGUGCCCACACCUUAAGAAAUGCAAUAAUCCUUUCCUGUUAUCCAGAAGGCCCAGGUAGUUUUAUCCUGUGACUCAAAGGCAGCAAGGAGACUUUUUCACAUUUUAAAAGGCAACGAAAGCUGUUGAAAGAAUUAUGCUUAUAUCUCACAUUUUGGUUAUAUUUGUGGUAACACCUUAGGAUAACGUAAGCCAGAGAUCUGUAAUUGGACUGCAGUCUGAGGUGCCCAUUUUAGGGUUUUUGUGCUAGUAUUCUUUUAUGUCAUUUUGAUGCAGAAAUUGUGUGACUGUUGAAAAUUAAAAUGUGGCGGGACCCAUUUUCUGUACGCAGAACCCUUUACCUGUAUUCCUGGACAAGGCCUAGAGAACGAGCUGCUCAUCAUGUUUCUAAUAUAAUUUCUGGGGUGAAAUGAAUGAUUUCCUUACUGGCUUAGAGAAAACCAAGGUCAAUAAAAUGCAGAUUGACUUAACUAUUAGAAAAGAUGGGAUGACUUCUGGGAACCACUUAACUCUUCAAAUGACAGUUGAAAGAGAAAAAGCAGAACUGAAAUCCCACCAGACCAUUUUGUGUGCCUGUUUCUAAUCAAUACAAAGUUAAGCAUGAGCUAAAAUCAGACAAAGCACUUUAAAUUUAUCCUUUCCAGCUUUGCACAUGCACCCUCCUGAGUUUGGGAUUCUGCCAAAUGACCAACUUGAUCCUGGCCCUGAGGAGUCACUGGCUGCAGGAAUAGGGCAAGAAUCUAUUUCCUAAACUACACAUAACAUGGGAGCCUUUUUUUCGUUGUUUUCAGGUAUAUUAAAGAAUGAAAUCUUUGGUUACUAGGUGCUGACUAAUAACACCUUUUAUAUUCUGACCAUUUGUCACAUUUCAUUGUGAUACUGUAUACUGAUCUAACUCCUUAUGAAAGGCAACAAACAAAAACAAGACAUUGAAUAAAAAAAAAAUCAAGCUAAAGAGAAAAAUGAAGGCAGAUAUAUUGCAACUUUAUGAACAUAUUCUAUUUUAUUGAAGACUGCAAUUAAUGCAGCAAGAAUGCUUUCUCAAGCGGUGGCCUUUGUAUUCUCAUUUUAAUCAGGUGUACAUUCUAUGGCCUCUCCCCCAUGCUGUUAGUUUCUAUUUUAAAAGAUACAAUAAUAUAUGUAGGGAAAGGGGCCUGGGCUCUUCAUUUAAAGGUAAGCAGUAAUAUUGAGUAAGUGACAUAAUUCUUUUUCUCUUUGUUAAGUCCUAUGCCUCUUUUUCUUAACUGUAAAACAUAGAAUAUGAGCGUUUUUAUCUUACAAAUAGGUACCUAAGGCAUGUGAUUUUAUUUUUAAAUAACAAAAAAUAACCCAAGUUUCUUGCUUCUCCAAAGUAUUCUUCUCAUAGCUUAUAAAAGAAAGUCCACAUUGAAUAGCAUGGUCUGGAAACAUUCCUUCUUUAUUGUCUUUAUUUGAACAUGAUACGAGUUUCCAAGAUGAAAUGAUCGAAAAAGAUAAGUACCACAAGAAAGUUUUUUGUGUUUGUUUGUUUUUUUCUUGAGACUGAGUCUCUCUCUGUUGCCCAAGCUGGAGUGCAAUCUUGGCUCACUGCAGCCUCCACCUCCCCAGUUCCAGCGAUUCUCCUGCCUCAGCCUCUUGAGUAGCUGGAAUUACAGGUGCCUGCCACCACACCUGGCUAAUUUUUGUGUUGUUAGUAGAGGCGGGGUUUCAUCAUGUUGGCCAGGCUGGUCUCGAACUCCUGAUCUCAUGAUCCGUCUGCCUCGGCCUUCCAGAGUGCUGGGAUUACAGGCAUGAGCCACUGCGCCCGGCCAAGAAAGUAUGUUUUUAGAGGUGUGUGUAAGUGCAUUUGUAUUACCUAUGAACAAAAUUACCUGACUCUUGUCCCAGGAAAGCUGUUUCGCAUUUUCGCUUUUUGAUUGGUAUUAUCCAAUUCUAUAUAGUUCAUAUUAUUGUUCUGUCUGACUCUCAGAAAUUACUUCUUCACGCCAGUGUCUUGUUGCAUGACUUUGAUGUCACCUAUAGGAAUACACCUCACUGCACGUAAGUGGGUAUCUUACUGUAUAAAAGGUCUACAUGGCUUUAGGUUUUAGGACAAAUGUGUAGAUUUAUAGAUCAUUUCUGUUGGCCAGGACACAGAUUUUGAGAGCUGUGUGUAUAUAUAUAUAAUCAUGUUUGUAUUUUUUUCUUGAAAGUUAUCAAUUGCUUUUGUUUAAAAUAGUUUGUUUUAGAGGUGGGGUGGGGAUGUAUAUAACGGGGAAAAGUUAUAUGUACUUUAAAGUAUGUCAAGUUCUUACUAGUUUCCUGUACUGAAGGUUCAAUUUUUUUUAUAUAAGUUUACUUUUCACCUGCUCUAUUCUUUGUGGGGAAAAAAUGCAUCUAGAGAAACAUAGUUUAAAUACUGUAUAUAAGAUAAUGAAAGUAACGUCCAUUAUUUAAUAAAGUUUGUAAAGUACAAGGUAA
Molecule: messenger RNA, 12622 nt
Organism: Pan troglodytes (chimpanzee)
Lineage: Eukaryota; Metazoa; Chordata; Mammalia; Primates; Hominidae
Gene: PLEKHG1
Product: pleckstrin homology and RhoGEF domain containing G1
Exons: 20
Coding region: 5729-9886 (1385 amino acids)
Molecular function (GO): guanyl-nucleotide exchange factor activity; small GTPase binding
Source: RefSeq, a predicted model, not a curated record